Molecule: messenger RNA, 3694 nt
Organism: Leptonychotes weddellii (Weddell seal)
Lineage: Eukaryota; Metazoa; Chordata; Mammalia; Carnivora; Phocidae
Source: RefSeq, a predicted model, not a curated record
GCUGUGCGUGUCUUGUGAGAGCUCUUGAACCAAGUCAGAGCUAGAGCUGGGCGGCUGGAAACGGCGGCCGCCGCUGGUGACUCAGGGAGGCAGGAGGCGGGGGAGGAGCCCUUCCUGCAGGCGUGGAAACCAUGGUGCUCACGCUCGGAGAAAGUUGGCCAGUAUUGGUGGGGAAGCGAUUCCUCAGUCUGUCCGCAGCCGACGGCAGCGACGACAGCCACGACAGCUGGGACGUGGAGCGCGUCGCCGAGUGGCCCUGGCUCUCUGGGACCAUUCGAGCUGUCUCCCACACCGACGUUACCAAGAAGGACCUGAAGGUGUGUGUGGAGUUUGAUGGGGAAUCUUGGAGGAAGAGAAGAUGGAUAGAAGUCUACAGCCUUCUAAGGAGAGCAUUUUUAGUAGAGCAUAACUUGGUUUUGGCUGAACGAAAAUCUCCUGAAAUUUCUGAACGAGUUGUUCAGUGGCCUGCAAUAGUGUAUAAGUCUCUGUUGGACAAAGCUGGUUUGGGAUCCAUAACCUCUAUUCGCUUUCUAGGAGAUCAACAAAGAGCGUUUCUUUCUAAAGACCUUCUGAAGCCUAUACAGGAUGUAAACAAUCUUCGACUUUCCCUUAUGGAUAAUCAGAAUGUCAGUAAAGAAUUUCAAGCUUUGAUUGUGAAACAUUUGGAUGAAAGCCAUCUUUUACAAGGUGACAAAAACCUAGUUGGUUCAGAAGUAAAAAUUUAUAGCUUGGACCCAUCUACUCAGUGGUUUUCUGCAACCAUUGUAAAUGGAAACCCAGCAUCAAAAACUCUGCAAGUCAACUGUGAGGAGAUUCCAGCACUGAAAAUUGUUGAUCCGUCACUGAUUCAUGUUGAAGUUGUGCAUGAUAACUUUGUGACGUGUGGUAAUUCUACAAGAAUUGGAGCUGUAAAACGCAAGUCUUCUGAGAAUAAUGGAAGCCUAGUUUCCAAACAAGCAAAAUCUUGCCCUGAGGCCUCUCCCAGUAUGUGUCCUGUACAGUCUGUUCCCACAACAGUUUUUAAGGAGAUACUGCUCGGCUGUACUGCAGCAACUCCACCUAGUAAGGACCCAAGGCAGCAGAGCACUCCCCAGGCUGCCAACUCUCCACCUAAUCUUGGAGCAAAAAUUCCUCAAGGAUGUUAUAAACAGAUUUUACCAGAAGAACUUUCUUCCUGUCUCAAUACAAAGCCUGAAAUACUGAGAACAAAAGCAGACGUUGUCUGCAAAGUAGGAUUGCUGUCUUCAAAGUUCUCUCAGAUUGGAACGGGAGACUUAAAACCCCUUAGUGAACCAAAAGGUAGCUGUACCCAGCUGAAGACCAACACUGAUAAGGAAAACAAAUUGGAAUCUGUUUCUCAAUCAUCGACUGGCCUUCCUAGGAAGUGCUUACCUACAAAGCCUUCUACAGCAGAACUAGAAAUUGCCAGUACUCCUGAACUGCAGAAGCACCUAGAAUAUGCACCUUCUACAUCUGAUGUCCUUUCAAAUAAGCCAGAAGAGAAAGUAGGUGUCAGUAGUAAUAGCCCUAAUAGUUGUGUGGAAAAGAAGAUAGAACCUUCAACUUUAGGAUGCCAGUCACAGAAUUUGAAGGAGUCUUCAGUAAAAAUAGAUAAUGAAAGCUGUUGUACAAGAAGCAACAAUAAAAUCCAGAAUGCCCCCUCCCGGAAGUCGGUUUUGACAGACCCAGCCAAGCUCAGGAAGCUGCAGCAGAGCGGUGAGGCCUUUGUGCAGGAUGACUCCUGUGUCAACAUUGUCGCCCAGCUGCCCAAGUGCAGGGAGUGUCGUUUGGACAGCCUCCGCAAGGAUAAGGAGCAGCAGAAAGACUCGCCUGUGUUUUGUCGCUUCUUUCACUUCAGGAGGUUACAGUUCAACAAACAUGGUGUAUUGCGGGUAGAAGGCUUCUUAACACCAAACAAGUACGACAGUGAAGCAAUUGGCUUAUGGUUGCCUUUAACCAAAAACGUUGUGGGGACUGAUUUGGACACUGCGAAGUAUAUCCUGGCCAACAUUGGAGACCACUUCUGUCAAAUGGUGAUUUCUGAAAAGGAAGCUAUGUCAACUAUUGAGCCACACAGUAAGAGCAUCUCUUUCAGCUUGUGGAAAACUCUCUUUUUAAAUUCAACACAGACUUCUUUCGCUGGGGAAAAACCUACUCUUGGUGCCGUGUUCCAGCAGAAUCCCUUGGUGUUGGAGCCAGUGCCUGUGGCUGGGGAAGCCGCUUCCAAGCCAGCCAGUAGCAUGAAGCCUGCUUGUCCAGCCAGCACCUCUCCCUUAAACUGGCUGGCGGACCUGACCAGUGGAAAUGUCAACAAGGAAAACAAGGAAAAACAACCGACGAUGCCAAUUCUAAAGAAUGAAAUCAAAUGCCUUCCACCCCUCCCCCCUUUGAGCAAAUCCAGCACAGUCCUCCACACCUUUAACAGCACAAUUUUAACACCUGUAAGCAACAACAAUUCUGGUUUCCUCCGAAAUCUCUUGAAUUCCUCUACAGGAAAGACAGAAAAUGGACUGAAGAAUACACCAAAAAUCCUUGAUGACAUCUUUGCCUCUUUGGUGCAAAAUAAAACUUCCUCUGAUUUAUCUAAGAGGCCUCAAGGACUGACAAUUAAGCCCAGCAUUCUGGGCUUUGACACUCCUCACUAUUGGCUGUGUGAUAAUCGCUUGCUCUGCCUCCAGGAUCCCAACAACAAGAGCAACUGGAAUGUGUUUAGGGAGUGCUGGAAACAAGGGCAGCCAGUGAUGGUGUCAGGAGUGCAUCAUAAAUUGAACACUGACCUUUGGAAACCUGAAUCCUUCAGGAAAGAGUUUGGAAAUCAGGAAGUCGACCUAGUUAACUGUAGGACCAAUGAAAUCAUCACAGGAGCCACAGUAGGAGACUUCUGGGAUGGAUUUGAAGAUGUUCCAAGUAUGUAUUAAAGCCCUUUUAAGGGAGUUAGAAUGUGGAAGGAGGGCACAGGAGUAGCAGGAGUCUGAAGCCCCUCAGUGGCAACAACAGCAUUGUCCGUGAUCUUGGAGUUUAAAAUUCGUGUCUUAUCUCUUCUUCCCCUUUCUUUUUAAAAGUUAUGCUUUCAAACCAAGGCAACAUUCACUUUGUAGUUCCUUAGAGAGGUGAGGUUUUGGUCAUCUGUACUCCAGGUGGCUCCACUUCUAUCCCAUGACAGAAAUUCUGUGCUUUCACUUAUGCCCAGGGGGAGGGGAGCACAAAGCCGGGGCCUGUGACUCAAGGCUGGUGGUUUUAUGUGUGUCUCACCCUCAUACAUCCUUUUUGCUUUUAAAAAUUUUAACUACUGUUUAACAAGAUAAGUAGACCUGAAGAUGCCAGGGAAUGUGAAUGCAUUUAACACGGGGUAUCCUGGUCACUGCCUACUGCAUCUGGGCUAGGGGCCGUUGAGGCAGUAAGAAGGUUUGUGUGUCUAGUGCUGAGGCUUGGCCCUUUCUGUGUAUUGGCCAGUCAGUAAAUUGUUUCCAGGAACAUCGAGUUCAUGAUGGGCCCUGGGGAUUCACAUCAGCACAGGCCCCCAUCCCCACUGGAGGGUUUGGCCAGUUCAUUCAUCAGACUCUCCGUAAUUCAGAUUCACUCAUUCAUCACUCUCAUUUUUUUAGACACACACCUUUUAAUCUAUUGCUUUCUUAUUCCAUUUUACCCACAUUUAUAGAUUAUAGCUCAUACUUUCAACAAACUAUAACAAAGU